AUGAAUUCGAUGAUCGGCAAGCAAGGCGACGUCGAGUUCAACCUGCGCGACAGGCAGGUGAGCGUGAUCAUCCUCCUGCUUGUGGCCAUCGUAGCCGGCGUGUGUCGCGCGCUGCGACGCUUCUUCAACAUACCCGUCGUUGCCGUGGUUGCGGCGCUGGGCUUCGGUGCAGGCCGCCUCGUCAGUGGCUACGACGCGAAAGAGAAAGUCCUUCCGGUUACUGACCAGCAAAUUCGCGAGCUGCUGUUCCUCUACCUGCCCGUGCUCACGUUUACCGGCUCGAUCAACCUGCGCAGCCACCUGUUCAGGCAGUGCUUCUGGCAGUGCGUGCUGCUUGGUUUCGGUGGUCUGCUCUUGAGCACCAUGCUCUUCAUGCUGUACAUGUCGGGUAUGCGCGACGCCGAAAAACAGCACCUGGCCGAGACGGGGCUCAUCAGCUUGCUCACGUGCUGUCCAGAGCUUAUGUUCGUGUCCGACAUGAACGCGCUGUCGUUGGCGCGCUCGCACAUACUCGAGACCAUCAUCAUGGGAGAGCCGCUCAUUGGAGCCACCGUUCUCUGGAUGGCCUACCGGUUCAGCACGCUGCCGGAGAAGUUGACUAUUUACGCUUUCCUGAGGACAGUCACGUCUACGCUGUUCAUCGGGCCGUUGAUGGGCAGGGCGCUGGGACAAGCACUCGCGAUGGUUAUGAUAGCGUUGGCACAGGACCUUCCCGUCUGCUUCAUGGUGAGUGCUAUCAGUGUUAUAGCAACGUGGGCCUUCGCCGAGCAGUUUAUGUACGGUGCUGGCAUCAGCACCAUCCUCUCGAUGGGUCUCGCCGCUAGCUCCCAUGCAGAUGCCACUGUGUACAAUCCGAUAUCGAUCAGAAAGUUCUGGAUGCUCAUCAGGUACGGCUACGAAAUCGUCAUCAUCUUCCUGUCUGCUUUUUGGAUAGGCCGAGACUCGCGAGAGUUUCUGUCGUGGCACGAGAUAAUGAGCCCAGUCAACGCGUACGUUGCCAAGAUCGGUGUCCGGUUUGUCACCAUAAUCGUGUUGUAUCCGCUGUUGGCAUCAGUGGGUUAUAGCCUGAGUUGGCAGCAGUGCUUGAUUGUGGCCUGGGCGAACUUCAAGGGCGCCAUAAUGAUCGCCCUGGACUUGACCAGAGCUUUUCCGACCAUCAACCUCAAGCACGCCCUCCAGGAACAAUUUGUUCGCCUGGGCACGCUCUUCCUUGUGCAAGUCCUGAAUACCACUACACUGCCAAAGCUAAUGUCGAUCCUCGGGCUACUGGCACUGACGGACGUGGAAAGGGCCAACAUGAACAUGGUUAUAAUCGCGCUUCGAAACACAGCGAGUUCAUCAACUAACUUUCAGCGACGAGACAAGAAGUUCUCGGGUGCCGACUGGAAGUGGGUUCAGAUGCACACGUGUAUUGAAAACCCUUAUGAAGACGUCGACGAAGACGACCACGCUGAGCAGACAGACUUGCCGGCACUUGCCUACAGGAAUGCUGCUGCAAGGAAGGCCAGUUGUUUCAUCCUUCGGCUUCAGAAGGUUUGUUGCAACAAGCAAUACGAGGAUGGCAUGAUUCACAGCAAAACUAAGAGCAAGAUACUGGCCGCCCUGCAGUAUGCUAUGGAGAUGGAAGUCUCCCUGGAUUACACCAUGAUGAAGCCUUUCGUGACCGUCCCCAGUUGGAUCUAUGGGCUUAAGGACUUGGUGCAAAGAUUCGCCGGUAACGAAGCCAUCAAAAAGCGCCAAUACAAUACAAGACGUUCCACCCACUUACGUACGGAAGAUGACGAAGAGGACAUAGAGCACAUUAGCCUCCUGUCAGCCAUGCUCAAGGAAGGCUGGUACCAUGCGCUAGUCGGAUUCGUUGCUUUGGGCUUCGUCUUGCUGCUCAGUGGCCUGGCUUUGUUUAUAAUCAAAAAGCGCUCGGAUCCGUCCCAGUACGAGCUACUCCUGUCGAUCACCACGUCAGUGCAAGCAGCUUACAUUCUGCUCUACUCGAUAGAGAUGGUCAUCCUGGUGUACACCCUUGGCAUGCUGCGCAUGGGUAAGAAUCUUUGGAAGCAGCUUGAUGUUAUCAUGUACUUCCUGGUCGUGAUCGAGUUCUUUCUCAUCAGCAUGACCUCCGUGAGCGGCGGCACCAAGCCUGACGCCACUUACACCAGCGUCCUGCAGAUAAGCUUCAUCACAGUAAUCUCGUGUCGGAUCGUGAAGAUGCUGCAGAAACGCGUCGUGCUAUUCCUGUGGAUAUGGGACAUGCUGAAUUGGCUGCUGAACCGCAAACUGUUCUACGCGUAUGACCUUAGCUGGGCCUACAUCACAGCUGAAGACGAGGCGAUGAACAAGGUAUCCCGUUUCGUCGCCAUACCCCAGUUGGCGGCUUCCAUACGCGAGAAUAGUGGCUUGAACAAGCUGCACACGCUCAAAAACGUUGUGGACAUCCAGCAGCGCUACCCCAAUAUCGAAGUGGCAACCAAGACUCGCCAGGCAGCUCGAAAGAUCCUUAACAAGGCGUUCGACGGCCUCAGGGAGCUGCACAAAGGGGGUUUACUGGACGACAAGCAGUUCAGCCUGCUCUUCUCCAACCUGUCGUGGAUGAUCCAGCGCGCCGAUGGCAUGCCCGCCAACGUGACCGUGGGCAACACAGCAUUCAACACGAUGCUCAGCGUGCCGUGGCUCUCGUGCGACGUCGUGCCGCAGCUGCUCAAUUGCUUCUACCAAUAUCUGAAGGAAGGUGAGCUAGUGGUGGAAAAGAACAACAUGCAUGACUGUGUCUUCAUCAUCUGCUCGGGUAUCGUCCGGGUGAGCGGCUGCAACGAGGAGCCCUGGGCGAACCCCGUGCAGCUCGCCAACUCGGACUCUACGCGCUUCUACUUCUGCGAAGGAGCCUUCCAGGACUACCUCGUGGCGCCCGACAGUCUCGGCCUGUUGGGCUUCCUGACGUCGAGGCCGUCGGUGUGCCAGUGUGCGUGCGAGACGGACGUCGAAAUGUGCUGCAUCCCUAUGGAGGAGAUGACAACGCUGGUCGAGCAGCUCCCGGAGGCACCGAACCUCGUCUACCGCAUGUGGUUCAGCGUCGCCAUUCGCAUCGGGCUUGCCGUGCUCGUGAAGCAGAAGCGGUACCAGGAGUGGGACGCACGACAAGCUGAAGCGCUUCCUGAGAACGGCAUCAUGCCCAACUUGUAUUACGCCAUCGACUUCUCGCUCGACGAGGCCCGUGCUGGACGUGAUCCUGGUCCAGGGCGUUGUCCAGUGCUCAAAAACGCACGAGCUCUACACGGGGCCCUCGUACAUCCCCAGCACGGUGCGCGAGAUGACGCUACCGGGCAUCCUUCCAACAGGGCCCGGCCCAUAAUGCUCAAUCACCACCAUGAUGCGCUACCACCUGCCGAGCGACCUGGACUGGUUCCAACCAGCCGCUCACAGCACUACGACUACAAGAAGCAGCGCACCCUCCUCCAUGGCGGUCGUCAGAACCGGCUGAACAAUGUGGCCCAGCUCGGAAGAAGCCCUGAACCACCGUCAUCAUCGCGCUCGUUCAAAUGGUCAAUCGAACAGAUGGCCGAGCUUUUCCCGCUUAACAUUGAUGAACAAGAGCUAAGUUCUGUCCAGCCAGAAGAAAGCUACGACCCGUUUGAGGAGCAGUUGCAGCAGGCCAUCGACAUAUUCUUCUCAUCCCAGCAAAUCGUCCCGUCGCCAUCGGAGCCUAUAUUGCGGGUGUCGAGUGCAACUCGAGCAGUCGUUGGUGAAAACUGUGGCAUACAAAUGGGACGAGAGCUCCACACAGCCAGAAUGUGGAGCCGGGCGACACCUUCAGAGCUCCCAGAGGUUGACCUUUGUACAGUUUUGAGGGACACGGUUGAAAACAGACAAAUAGGCCGUGAAGAGAUCACUAGCCGCAGAUCCGUUAAGCGUAGGCUGUUCUCCAACGCCCCUGAAGAAGAAGUAAACAACGAGAGUCGGAGCUGUCAACCGCUAAGCCCAACGACCGACGACUCUAUGGAAGAGCCCUCUUCCGCAAUGCCUCUUCACAUGGUCCUGCAGUCGACUCCUAUCAGGGAUGGUGGUGUCACGCGCAUUAGUUGGAGUCUGCCUUCUGAUCUAGAAGAUAGAAUCACGCGGCUGUCCCCCAUAUGCGCCAUAGGUGGUUCAAGGUCACUGCAUGAGGUGACACCAUCGGACCACUAA
Messenger RNA from Rhipicephalus microplus (southern cattle tick), 4179 nucleotides. Its product is annotated as sperm-specific sodium:proton exchanger. Lineage: Eukaryota; Metazoa; Arthropoda; Arachnida; Ixodida; Ixodidae. Gene Ontology annotation, cellular component: plasma membrane. The record is from RefSeq and is a predicted model, not a curated record. Gene Ontology annotation, molecular function: sodium:proton antiporter activity; potassium:proton antiporter activity. Gene Ontology annotation, biological process: potassium ion transmembrane transport; sodium ion import across plasma membrane; proton transmembrane transport.